CCAACCCGCAAUCAUGCCAUGAAGUUUCCCUUGCACAUUCCAUAAGACACCUGCACUACCAACACAACCACAAUGGACGACCUGGCCGGCCUGGACUGGUCGCAGCCCGCCAAAAAGCCAGCUAUAAACUCCCCCGCCGCCCUCCCACCUUUCCGCCAGAGCCCCACGCCCCAGCUCUCCGGCCGAUCGACUCCCCUCUCUACACUCUCCGCCCAACCCUCCGGCCUAGGUGCAAGCAUCGGCACCAGCCAGCCGUUCAAGGCGCCCUCGAAACCAGCCACCCCCGCCAACGAUAGCUUUGCGAGUCUCGUGUCCUCAAGCAAACCAAAGGAUUCAACCAGCAACCUCUCGCUGCAAGAGCGACAGAGGCAGAUACAGGAGGAAAAGGCAAGGUUAGAGGCAGAAAAGCGGAAGCAAUGGGAUAAUGCAUUUGGCACCGCCGACAACCAGCACUGGGAUACCUUGGCAAGUGGGAAGAGCACGCCAGAGCCUGCCACCAUUGCAGCUCCUCGAGUCUCAAACAACCCAUUUACGAAUUCACGUCUGUCACAGACUAUCAACAAACCAUUCGCAGGCCUGGAUACGAGCGUGAGACGUCCCGAGGUAUCCUCUCAUGAUGAGGCCGACCUACUAGCAGCCUUCAAUUCGGCCGCUCCCGUAGACCGCUCAAGCCACUUUCCCGUUCCUUCACAGGACAGCGGUCGCAGCACGCCUGCAUACGGCGCAAAUGUCUCCCGAGGUCAGACGCCGCUACCACAGCCCUCUACUAGUAACAAUGCGCUCAUGGACGACGACGACGACGACGAUAUGUUUGGGCUCAAGCAAAUGGCGCAAAAGUCGACUUCACCUGCACCUCCCCCUCCGGCAAACGAUGCGGAUGACGACAUACUAGGCCUGCUAGGCCCCCAGAACGCACACGACAAGGCUGUUGCUGAGCUGGUGGACAUGGGCUUUCCGGCUGAAAAGUCUGCUAUCGCAUUGGCUACCACCGAGUCUGGCCUAGACGUCCAGGCUGCAGUAGGCUGGUUGCUGAACCAGGCACAUGCUGAGGCAAAGCAAAAGACACAGACACAGAGCCGCGAUCGAUCGCGGCAUGAAAACGAAGACUUUGAAGACCGCCCGAGGCGAGCAAACAGCAGACCCAACGCACGAGACUCGUCAAGAGAACCUCGUGCAGGUGGAUCUCGCCCUGCUUGGAUGCAAGACGAUGGGGCACGGAGUCGAUCUACCUCGCGUAGGCAAGAUGGACACGGCCAGGAAAAGGACAUGACACAAAUGGCUUCAGAAAUUGGCAACAACCUGUUCAAGUCUGCAAAUUCUCUCUGGAAGACGGGCCGGAAGCAAGUACAAAAGGCCAUGGCUGACUUUCAACAAGACGGUGACCCCAACAUGCCAAAGUGGAUGCGGGACGCCCAAGCAGCCGAAGCCAACACCCGCUCAGGGAGACAGCAAUCCAGCAUGCAAACUGCUACAGACGAGGCAAUGAUGUUGGAAGCUGGCGGUCGACCCUCUAAAUCUUCUCGGACGAGCGAGAUGCGCCAGCAGGCUGAGCCGUUGCCAGUUCGACAACGGAGAGAGCAGGAAGCUAGUCGAAGCAGCCACCCUGAUCGCGUGUCAUCUCAAUCACCGUCUCAGCGGCAACAGCCUUCAGCUCUAGAUAAGCGACCAGCUAACAGAUUGACUCGUCAAGAGGUGGAAGAGCAAGGUCCUCAGGCAUAUGUUAGCCCGGCACGUCGGAAAAAGGCCGCACCUCAACCAGAACCGCAAGUAGACCUCUUCUCCGCGGAACCUGCAGCGCCAAAGCAGUCCUCACGGCAACCCGUAUCGCCUCAAUCCAAGAACCCCUUUCUUCAAGCAACCCCGAAUCCAACAAAGCCAAGCCCAGCACGCACGCCAACUCCACCCAGACCCAAAGCUCCUCCACGACAGAUCCCCCCGGUAUCAUCUUCUGCUCUCAGCUCAUCAUCAGCCGAUCGGCAGAAGGGGUCAGAAGCGUUCAAGCGUGGAGACUACUCAGCCGCACAUGCUGCCUAUUCUUCUGCGCUCAGCCCUCUUCCCCAGUCUCAUCCCGUAGCCAUUGUAGUACUCUGCAACCGCGCAAUUACCAAUAUCAAGGUCGGUGAUCCAAAAGCAGCGAUUGCAGAUGCAGACGCUGCCCUGGCAAUCAUUGGAGUAUCAAAAGGCGAGGGCGAAAAGAUUGCUACGGGCGGCGUAGAAGGAGAAAAGGACAUGAAGGAGUUUUACGGUAAAGCACUCAUGCGCAAGGCAGAAGCUCUUGAGAGCAUGGAGAAGUGGUCAGACGCGUAUACUGUAUGGAAAGAAGCCGUCCAAAGCGGUGUAGGCGGCGCCGUCGCAAUCUCAGGCCGUAACCGCUGUGAAAAGGCCGCGAGCGGUGGCAGCAACGCGCCUGCCGUAGCAGCAAAACGCCCGCCUCCAGCUCGCAAGCCAGCUGCCCCCAGACCAUCUGCCAUGGCUGAUCUCGGCGGCGGUCCUACAGCUGAUUCGGAAGCCGUAAAGCGCAUGAAAGCCGCUAAUGCUGCUGCAGAACGCGCAGAUGACGAGAAGUUUGCUCUAACAGAUCAAGUUGACGCCAAGCUCAUCGCAUGGAAAGGCACAAAGGCGGAUAACCUACGUGCUUUACUGGGUAGUCUGGAUAAGGUGCUCUGGGAGGAUGCAGGAUGGAAGAAGGUCAACAUGGGUGAUUUGGUUAUGCCUAACAAGGUCAAGAUUAUCUACAUGAAGGCUAUUGCCAAGGUGCACCCUGACAAGAUUUCUCAAGACGCGACUACAGAGCAGAAGAUGAUUAGUGCGGCGGUCUUUGCUACCCUGAAUGAGGCUUGGGAUAAGUUCAAGGCGGAUAACAAUCUGUAAUUUGAGGCUGUUGUAUACAGGCUUUCUCUCUUGGUUACACGAUUGGUUCCAUGUGGAUGAUGCUUUGUCAAAGCAGAGUGAAGGACUAGAAGACCUUAGUAUCUUUGCCUAUCUAUAUACUCCAUGUCCUCACCUUGUUGAGU
Molecule: messenger RNA, 3014 nt
Organism: Bipolaris maydis ATCC 48331
Lineage: Eukaryota; Fungi; Ascomycota; Dothideomycetes; Pleosporales; Pleosporaceae
Biological process (GO): clathrin coat disassembly; clathrin-dependent endocytosis
Cellular component (GO): vesicle; intracellular membrane-bounded organelle; cytoplasm
Molecular function (GO): clathrin binding
Source: RefSeq, a predicted model, not a curated record